Penicillium paradoxum is the source of this 462-nucleotide messenger RNA. RefSeq lists its product as uncharacterized. Bases 1 to 462 code for a protein of 153 amino acids. NCBI's taxonomy places the organism in Eukaryota, Fungi, Ascomycota, Eurotiomycetes, Eurotiales, Aspergillaceae. The transcript has 3 exons. The record is from RefSeq and is a predicted model, not a curated record.
AUGGCCUGUAUAUCAUUUGGUCACACGAACCCAGGCACCCAGAUAGGGAACAGUUAUGGCCCGAUUUAUCCCAACGUAGACUCUGCCCCUUUGUCAACCGUCCCGUUCCGUCGUGACUCAGACUUUGUCGAUCGUGGAACACUACUCGAUGAGAUUUAUGAAAAGGGCAAUACUCCGAGCGCUCGCAUAGCCCUUGUUGGUCUCGGCUGUGUGGGGAUCCGAGAAAAAUCACCUGACACAUGGGUUUUCUGGAUCCAUGCAGCUAAUGCUGGUCGUUUUGAACAAGGUUUCCGGGAGAUUGCCGACCGUGUCAAGAUUCCUAAUCGCAAGAACCAAGCUGCAAACGUAUUCCAUCCGCUCACCAUAGCUGCAACCUCUGCUCUCAAUGAUUGGGAUAGCGUGAGAGAUUCUUUGUCUACCGAAUCUCGUGACGCAUCUACUGAAGAUCAAGUGGUGAAAUAA